This is a messenger RNA of Naegleria lovaniensis, 504 nucleotides long. RefSeq lists its product as uncharacterized. The transcript has a single exon. The coding region runs from base 1 to 504 and encodes 167 amino acids. The record is from RefSeq and is a predicted model, not a curated record. Gene Ontology annotation, cellular component: ribosome; cytosolic small ribosomal subunit. Lineage: Eukaryota; Heterolobosea; Eutetramitea; Acrasida; Naegleriidae. Gene Ontology annotation, biological process: translation. Gene Ontology annotation, molecular function: structural constituent of ribosome.
AUGGCCACAGUUGAAUUGAACGUGCAAAACCAAAGAGCUUUCCAAAAGCAAGAAUCAGUAUUCUUGGGAAAUAAGAGAGCAUUGUUGAAGAAGCUCAAGGAAGGAAAGAUUACCGAACAAGAAAGAAAGAAGAUCAGAUUCUUCAAGAAUAUUGGUCUUGGUUUUGCUACACCAAAGUCUGCCAUCCACGGUCAAUAUAUUGAUAAGAAGUGUCCAUUCACUGGUAACGUCUCAAUUAGAGGACGUAUUUUGAGAGGAGUUGUCAAGUCCCACAAGAUGGGUAGAACCCUCAUUGUCAGAAGAGACUAUUUGAAGUAUGAAAAGAAGUAUAACAGAUAUGAAAAGAGACACAAGAACUUGGCUGCUCACAUUUCUCCUGCUUUUGAAGCCCAUGAAGGUGAUGUUGUCGUUCUCGGAGAAUGCAGACCAUUGUCAAAGACUGUCCGUUUCAACGUUGUCAAGGUUGAUCAAAAGUCCGGAAAGAAGGCUUUCGAAUUGUUCUAA